Notolabrus celidotus (New Zealand spotty) is the source of this 5104-nucleotide messenger RNA. Its product is annotated as ephrin type-B receptor 1-B. The transcript has 17 exons. Gene Ontology annotation, biological process: cell surface receptor protein tyrosine kinase signaling pathway; protein phosphorylation; axon guidance. The record is from RefSeq and is a predicted model, not a curated record. Lineage: Eukaryota; Metazoa; Chordata; Actinopteri; Labriformes; Labridae. Gene Ontology annotation, molecular function: transmembrane-ephrin receptor activity; protein binding; ATP binding. Gene Ontology annotation, cellular component: plasma membrane; neuron projection. Bases 274 to 3231 code for a protein of 985 amino acids.
CCCCGGUGUUCUAAUGGGGGGCUGUAAGCAUGCAAUGUCGGGUCUCCAUCACCCCCUCCUCCUCCCCCUGCCCCUCGCACCCCUCAGUCCCUAACACUCCGUUCUUCCCCCUGUGCUGAUUGUCACACAUUGUUUACUACGGCUUGAAAUGUGACUCACAACACGGGCUAUCUGCUGGAGUACCGCUCUGACAACUGAGGGGAUUCUUUUGACGCGCGCCGUGCGUCCUGGCAAUUUUGGGGACAGACAGGCUGUGGACACUACCCUUCUGCCAUGACGGUGGAUUUGUUUGCGCUUUUAUGCGCACUGGUCAUCACAUCUUCUGCGAUGGAAGAGACCGUGAUGGACACUCGGGUGGCCACAGCUGAACUGGGCUGGACAGCGUAUCCAAAUUCUGGGUGGGAGGAGGUAAGCGGCUAUGAUGAAAACCUCAACACCAUCAGGACAUACCAGGUGUGUAAUGUCUUCGAGCCCAGUCAAAACAACUGGCUCCUCACCACCUUCAUUGAUCGCCGUGGAGCGCAGCGCAUCUAUGUAGAGAUUCGAUUCACCGUGCGCGACUGCAGCUCCAUCCCCAAUGUUCCUGGCUCAUGCAAGGAGACGUUUAACCUCUACUACUAUGAAACUGAUGCAGUCAUUGCUACUAAAGGCACCGCCUUCUGGAUGGAGGCCCCCUACCUCAAGGUAGACACCAUUGCUGCAGAUGAAAGCUUCUCACAGGUGGACUUUGGCGGGCGCCUGAUGAAAGUCAACACAGAAGUGCGGAGCUUUGGUCCUCUGUCUAAAAAUGGCUUCUACUUAGCCUUUCAGGACUACGGCGCCUGCAUGUCUCUGCUGUCAGUCAGGGUCUUUUAUAAGAAGUGCCCAAGUGUGGUGCAGAACUUUGCAAUCUUUCCAGAAACCAUGACCGGAGCUGAGAGCACCUCCCUGGUUAUUGCCAGAGGAAUCUGCAUUCCCAACUCAGAGGAAGUAGAUGUUCCAAUAAAGCUGUAUUGCAAUGGAGACGGAGAAUGGAUGGUGCCUAUUGGAAGCUGCACAUGCAAGGCUGGGUUUGAACCUGACAAUGGGAACGUAUGUCGAGCGUGCCCACCAGGUACCUUCAAGUCCACCCAGGGCCCAGGUCUGUGUCUACAAUGUCCUCCUAACAGCCGCUCCACUGCGGAAGCUGCUACCAUCUGCGUGUGCCGCAACGGCUACUACCGAGGUGAUGCUGAUCAGCCAGAUGAACCCUGCACCAGUGUUCCAUCAAGUCCCAGGAAUGUGAUCUCCAUCGUGAAUGAAACCUCUGUGAUCCUUGAGUGGCACUCUCCAAGAGAGACAGGCGGCCGUGAUGAUGUCGUCUACAACAUAGUGUGCAAGAAAUGCAGGGCGGAUCGACGCUCCUGCUCCCACUGCGACGACAACGUGGACUUUGUGCCUCGUCAGCUUGGUCUGACUGACACCAGGGUGUUCAUCAGCAACCUGUGGGCUCACACCCUGUACAGCUUUGAGAUCCAGGCCGUCAAUGGAGUCAGCAACAAGAGCCCGUAUCCUGCACAGCAUGUCUCCAUAGACAUCACCACCAACCAGGCUGCUCCCUCCAUAGUUCCCAUCAUGCACCAGAUCAGCUCCACUAUGAACAGCUUCACUCUGUCAUGGCCGCAGCCAGAGCAACCCAAUGGCAUCAUCCUGGACUAUGAGCUGCGCUACUAUGAGAAGGACCACGCUGAGAUUAACUCCACCAUCCUGCGGAGCCAAACUAACACUGCCCGUGUGGAGGGCCUCAGGGCGGGGACAGUCUAUGUGGUACAGGUGCGGGCAAGGACUGUGGCCGGCUUUGGCAAAUACAGCAGCAAGAUGUGCUUCCAAACCCUCACAGAUGAUGACUUCAAGUCGGAGCUGAGGGAGCAGCUUCCUCUGAUUGCAGGGUCAGCGGCUGCAGGAGUGGUCUUUAUUGUCUCUCUUGUUGCUAUUUCCAUCGUGUGCAGCAGGAAAAGGGCGUACAGCAAGGAGGCUGUUUACAGUGACAAGUUGCAACAUUACAGCACAGGAAGAGGCUCCCCUGGGAUGAAGAUCUACAUUGAUCCCUUUACCUACGAAGACCCCAACGAGGCUGUGCGAGAAUUCGCCAAGGAGAUUGAUGUCUCUACUGUCAAGAUCGAGGAGGUCAUUGGUGCAGGUGAAUUUGGGGAGGUGUACAAGGGGCGUUUGAAGCUGCCUGGUAAGAGGGAGAUCUAUGUGGCCAUAAAGACCCUGAAGGCGGGUUACGUGGACAAGCAGAGGCGGGACUUCCUGGCUGAGGCGUCCAUCAUGGGCCAGUUCGACCACCCAAAUAUUAUCCGUCUGGAGGGUGUCGUUACAAAAAGCCGUCCGGUCAUGAUUGUCACAGAGUUUAUGGAGAAUGGUGCCCUCGACUCCUUCCUCAGGCAAAAUGAUGGCCAGUUCACGGUAAUCCAGUUGGUGGGGAUGAUGCGUGGGAUCUCCGCUGGGAUGAAAUACCUUUCAGAAAUGAACUAUGUCCAUCGCGACCUGGCUGCACGGAACAUCCUGGUCAACAGCAACCUGGUGUGUAAAGUGUCGGACUUCGGCCUGUCACGCUACCUCCAGGACGACUCCUCUGAUCCCAGCUACACCAGUUCUCUGGGCGGGAAGAUCCCAGUGAGGUGGACAGCUCCAGAAGCUAUUGCUUACAGAAAGUUCACCUCAGCAAGUGACGUUUGGAGCUACGGCAUCGUCAUGUGGGAAGUGAUGUCAUUUGGAGAGAGGCCUUAUUGGGACAUGUCCAACCAGGAUGUAAUCAAUGCCAUUGAACAGGACUACCGCCUGCCCCCGCCCAUGGACUGCCCCAGUGCCCUGCACCAGCUCAUGCUGGACUGUUGGCAGAAGGACCGCAACGUAAGACCUCGCUUCACAGACAUCGUCAGCACCCUGGACAAGAUGAUCCGUAACCCUACCAGCCUCAAAGCUGUAGCCAACAUCCCUGCAGUGCCUUCCCAGCCACUGUUGGACAGAUCCAUACCUGACUUCAACACCUUCAGUUCAGUGGAGGACUGGCUUGCCGCCAUUAAGAUGAGCCAGUACAGAGACAACUUCCUCAACUCAGGCUUCACCUCCCUGCAGCUGGUGGCUCAAAUGACCUCAGAGGACUUGCUGAGAAUAGGAGUGACCCUGGCAGGCCACCAGAAGAAGAUUCUCAGUAACAUCCAGUCCAUGAGAGUCCAGAUGAGCCAGUCUCCCACCACUAUGGCAUGACUACAGGGGGCGCUGUGCCAUGGAACGGGCAGCAUUCGCAGGACCCUCAACGAUGGCAGCCCUCGAAUGACCCCCGAUCCAUCGGAACGCGCCAGAAUCGAGACUAUUGUCUUAAUCUAAUCCACUACCACGGCAACAGGAGACCAGGGUCUACACUACCACAUGGUUUGAAAGCUAUCACACUUCAUGCAAUCCACACCAGGAGUUCAGGGUCCAGACUUGAUACUGUUUCUCCAUUUUUCCACGAAAGGAAGACAGACAUCAGCUGCUGUUAUAGACUUCCAUUUUCGUCAUUGUAAACCAAAAUAACUCCAACAAUCAGACAUGGCCACAGGGAAUCUCUCACAACUCGGACUGUGCAGUAAAAUGAGUGAUAUCGUACUUCUCUAUUAUUUGGACUAGAGGAUUUUUAAACCGUCGACAGCAGAGUGAGACAUUUAGAAACAACAUGUGACCUGUGAUUUUAUCGUUGUCAAUGUGUGCAAUGAAGAUGCCUUGACCUGGCCAGAAAUAAGCCCCAGAAGAAGAAGAAGAAGAAGAAGAAGAAGAAGAAGAAGAAGAAGAAGAAGAAGCAAUGACCAGAAGGAUUAAUAAGUGGGAGAAAAAUACAGGGAUGUACAGUGGAGCACCGUUUUUAACUUUCACUCCAUCUUUUGCUUGUUUGAAGAAUUUUAAAGAUGUAUCUUAAAUGGACUGGUUAAAAAAUCAGAGCUUGUUAUAUUUUUUGUCCUUUGCCAUCUGUUUGUUUGUUUGUUUGUUUUUUUAUUACUAUAGCAAGAUGCCGCCCACUUGUAUUUUAACGUUAACACUACCUGUGGAGUUCUGGGUGGAAGGCCUUGCCAAAGGACUUCUUAACCAGCCCCGCCCAGAGUCAGAGAAUAUAAAUAUGUUUAUCUCUUGCUAAAUAUGAUUAUAUCUUUCAUAAUAAACCUUCAUAUUGAAGGUGAUAUGUAUGAAUAUGUAUGUACAGAACUCUCUGCUUGCAUUUUUGGCAAAGACAUAUUUGUUGACUAGAUUGUGAUAGACACAUGCGAUGUGUUGAUUCCUACAAUGCCCUGGUUCCCUUCAGAAUACUGGAACAAGACACACUGGGUUAUAUGUCUCCCAGUUCCAGGUUCACAAGGACAAUAGUGACCGGAUCUUAACCUGGGGGAAGUGUUAGAGGAAACGUGGGCUAAGAAUUGGUAUUGUAGAUCUAUAUGAAAUUGCUGUAGGAGUUAAAUAGUUGACAAAAUAUCCAUUUAUUGGAGAUCAUGUUUAAUGUGGGUGUACACAUGCUGUCUAUUGCUGGUGAGCACUUACUUGUACAGAUAUGUUUUAUGUUUUAUGUCCUUUUGUUCUGUUGCUGUUUGUGUUGGGAGUUCUCUGCACCAUCCAGAGAGGGAGGAAACUCCACAACUUGGCCGGCCCAAAGAUCAAUGGCUGUGGGCACGAAGAUUUACACACGUAUAAAACAGCAAACUUCACAGUCACACAUGCACACACACUGUGAAUGCUUGGAAGAACCACUGUGGGCAGCCAAUGAGGAUGAAGAAUGGGCGAAAAAGGACAGAAAACCUCCUCCUAUGGUACACAAUGGAUGGUGUAGCUGAAUAUGAGUGUGCACAUGUCAUCGUUUGUUCCUUUGUGUGCAUGUUUGAGAGAGUGGAUGUAUGUGUGUGUGCAAAGCAGGCACAUUUGUGUGUACAGACAUUUAUGUGUGCACAGGUACAUUGUUGGAGAGCGUGAACUGUUUAUUUUUUUCUUAUUUUGUUUGUUCCUGUAUAGCUACCACUUGUAAAUUGUGACAAGUAUGUGUCAAGAGUUUGUAAGCUGUAACUUUCUGAGAACUAUUGUACUAAAAUGCACUCAAUAAACGCCUUGGAAAACAAGU